AUGCGCUCUAACCGCUUAAUUCAGUCCAGCGCCGUCCUGAAAUGCAGCGUCGAUAGCAAAGUCUCUCGAGUGGCUUGGCUCAACCGCACCACCAUUCUGUUCGCGGGGACGGAGAAGUGGUCUUUGGAUCCUCGUGUCAUCCUGAUGGAAAACACCGCCAUCACAGAGUACAGCAUUCAGAUCCAAAAUGUCAACGUUCACGACGAGGGACCUUACGUCUGCUCCAUCCUCACCAACAAGAAACCAAAAUCCACAAAAGUGCAUCUCAUCGUUCAAGUACCUGCCAAGAUAACGAAUAUAUCGAAGGACGUCACAGUGAACGAGGGCAGCAGCGUCAAUCUGAUGUGCCAGGCGGUGGGACGACCUGAGGCCAGCAUCACAUGGAGGCAUCAGUCAGCCAGAGGUGGCCAUAAAUUUGUGACGGAGGGGGAACAUUUGGAGCUGAUCUCGAUCACCAAAGAGCAGUCAGGAACAUACGAGUGCAUCGCCUCAAACGACAUCUCCAGCUCUGACAUCAGGAGAGUCCAAGUCACAGUCAACUACCCUCCCUUCAUUUCGAAGGCGAGGAGUACAGGCACUCCGGUGGGACAAAGAGGGGUUCUGCAGUGCGAAGCCUCUGCCGUUCCCAGGGCAGAUUUUGAGUGGUACAAAGAAGACCGCAGGCUCCUCAAUGGAAUAAACGGUCUGAAGAUAGAGACCCAAGGAAAACAGUCGCUGCUCAUCUUCUUCAACGUGUCAGAAGAAGACUAUGGAAACUACACCUGUGUCGCCAUGAACACCAUGGGAAUCACUAACGCCAGCAUAAUUCUUUAUGGUCCGGGCGCGAUGCACGACGUGAACGGGACGCCCGUCCUCCGCCGCUGCUCCGCCUGCCUCCUGCUGACUGUGACCUUAUCCCACCUGCUCAAGUUCUGAUGAAAGAUGUGACCUCCCCCCCCCUCACUUCGAGCUUCUCGCAGCACUGAAGCAACAAGAACAGACGAUUUAGUCCUAUGAGAAGAACAGGAAACCAAGAACGCCACUGGCUCACGCUCUUUGCUUUCUUUCGUAUUUCCUUUCCGGCUUUGCAUCGGAGUCUGUUCUCUGUCGGUUCACCAAGAGUGACAGGCGACUGUGGAGAGAAGGGAAAAGUUUUAAACAUGCACUAAUUUGAUGAUGGUAAAACUACAGAGCUUGUGUGUGUCACCCCCUCUCCCCCCGAAACCUUUUUUUGUAUGUGAAAUAGGGAGAAAAAGAAAAAAAAAGAAGAAAAAAAUGUGUGUUACUGUUGAUAGUUGACUGUUUAUUGCCCAAUAUUGAAGUGUAAAUUCAGAUUAAUACUAUUAUUGUGUGACAUCUGUUCAAUAUCUGUACAGUACCAGUAAGCUUUUUUAAGUCAAUGACAAAAAAAAGAGGGAAUAAUGCAAUGUGAUUGUUGAAUUUCACUGUAUUUUUACAGUUGUAUGCAAAACAGAAAAAAAAAAAAAAAAAAAAAACGCUGGUCCUCCGAGGCGAUCGGUCGAGAACAUUAAAGAAUUCACCAUUAUUUCUCAGGCAAAGUCCUAUGGCAUAGUGCAUCCUCAUUUUUACCUUGAUCAUAGUGUGUGUAGAAAAUGUACAAAGUGAACAGUUAACUCCUGCACUCUAUGAAAAGGCAUUCGUUUCUGAGAUGGCAUUUUCUUUUUCUUUUUCUUUUUUUGAAACACCUCAUCGUCACAGAUGUCAUAGCAGCUUCAAGGCAUGUUCAUACCCACAGUCUGAAUUUGGAUUCAUGCGACUCAUUGGUGUGAUUUUUUUUUUUUUUUUUUUACCUCAAAACAAAAGCGUUAGGAGGGACGACGGUCCGGUCUGCGCUGUGUGACAGCGUUGUGAACUGUCAGCUUUAAUUAACCACUUCUUACUUUUUUGCCUUCUUAAUAAGCGUUUCAGUUAUUUUUAGUCAUUUGUACCUAUUGUUCCCAAACCGUGUUUUUCCCCCUCUGUCGUCCAGACUCCUCGUUUUAAUGUAGUGGCCAGUAUAAAUCGUGUUAUUAGGUUAUUUAAUCCAUCUCUUAGGCAGCCACAGUGGUCCUCAUGCUUCUGUUUUGAGCAUUAGACCUCUAUGCAAACCAGACUUUAUGUUUAGAGCUUACAGCCAUCUUUUUGAACGUUUAAGGGAAAACGCAUGGCAGGUUAAUUGUACUAACUCAUUAUUCUAUUUAUUUUUAUAGUUUGUGCUUUUUUUUAACAUUUUAUUUAUUGUUGCUGGAAAAUGGAAUUAAAACUUAAAUGUGCAAUUAAAGCAACCAUUCCUCUCAAUUCAUAUCAGCAUUAUUGAAAACAUGGGAUGUUUCUGAUCAGGACUCCAUUUAUGCACUUCAGUACAUUUACGGUUUUAAAUUUUUUGUCUACCACAACGGUGGACACGUUUGACAUUAAGCAGUUUGAAGCAAAUUGUCUCACCAUAAAUUUCGGUGGGGUUGAGAAAUACGAGACCAUCUGAAAGACUUAAAGCAAAAGCAGAACCGAACCCAGCAAGAUCACAACGUCUAAAGAGAUGGAGUGGCUGAGAACUAAAUUAUGGGCAGUUAAAAACAUUGUAAGAGGAGAAGUAUAUUUUUCUCUUUUUUUUUCCAGAUUGGCUGUAAAUCAUGUCACUGCAUCAGGUGCUGGCAUAGAAGCUUCAUCAGAGUUUCAUCAGGAUCCUCUGAGUCAUUAUUCAGGACUACGAUCGGGACGUCCCGGCUUCUUAUUGUUUCUUACUUUUCUUUUCCUGUAUUUAUUAUUUAUUCUACACUACAUAUCUGCUGUCAUGCUGCAGUCAUGUAAACCUGUGACAGAGAGAGAGAGAGAGAGAGAGAGAGAGAGAAAUGAAGACUUGAAAUGUCUGUUCUGUCAUCCAGUCAUUUCUUUGCCAGACUUGCUAAAGAAUUUCUUUGGUUUCAUAUUUUU
Molecule: messenger RNA, 2910 nt
Organism: Poecilia latipinna (sailfin molly)
Lineage: Eukaryota; Metazoa; Chordata; Actinopteri; Cyprinodontiformes; Poeciliidae
Gene: opcml
Product: opioid binding protein/cell adhesion molecule-like
Exons: 9
Coding region: 1-915 (304 amino acids)
Source: RefSeq, a predicted model, not a curated record